Colletotrichum graminicola M1.001 is the source of this 2595-nucleotide messenger RNA. RefSeq lists its product as uncharacterized. Gene Ontology annotation, molecular function: DNA binding; DNA-binding transcription factor activity, RNA polymerase II-specific; zinc ion binding. Gene Ontology annotation, cellular component: nucleus. Gene Ontology annotation, biological process: DNA-templated transcription; regulation of DNA-templated transcription. Lineage: Eukaryota; Fungi; Ascomycota; Sordariomycetes; Glomerellales; Glomerellaceae. The transcript has 10 exons. The record is from RefSeq and is a predicted model, not a curated record. Bases 1 to 2595 code for a protein of 864 amino acids.
AUGAACCACGAUGAAGACACCAAACCGAUCAUGAUGGAUCUGGAAAUGAACGCCAGCAUGAGCGCCACCGGAAGCGUGAGGAGCGACUCCCUCGGCGCAUUUGAUCCCAUCACCCAGCAGAACGGUCCGAAGCCGCCCAUUAAGAGGAGAGCUCCGAUCGCCUGCAGAAGAUGUCGUCGCAUGAGGAGCAAAUGCAUGCACGACAAGGCACAACCACCAUGUAAAUCUUGCGCGGAAGCCGGCAUACCGGCCAAUGAAUGCGUCUUCCCUCAACGCGGCCAGCCGGAUCUAGAUCGCGAGUAUCGGCACCCUCGCUUGAGGGCAGAGAAGACCGCCAAGCGAGAAGCAGAAAAGGCGAAGCGCAGCGCGUCCGUUGCGUCCGUCUCGCAGGGGCUGCCCUUGCCAGGGCUUGGAAAAUCCGUAGACGAAUGGGACUUUCUCCCGCCACUCCCCGAGAUCAUCGAUGCCGUGCGUAUAUUCACGCGGAAUUACUUCCAGCUAGGCUUCAUCCCGAAGGAGCUAUUCCCACUGCAGCUAGAGCGAGACCACCGUUCCGUCAGCGUGUUCCUCCUGCUCGGCAUCCUCAGCGUCUCUGCCCGCUUCUCGCCAGCGCUGGCCCAGAGGUACCAAGGGGAAAUGAAGGCCGUGGACUACUUCAUGGAGCGAGCCAGUAUCAUGGCUUUGAACGAGUUAUACCAGGAACCUACCCUGGAGCGCUGUCAGGCCUUUUAUUUACUGAGCCUUGCACAGCAAGGGGGCGGUUGGAAGAAUCGAAGCUAUAUCAAUAUCGGCAUUGCUACUCGAAUGGCUGUGUUGAUGCACCUGCAUCGUGAAGAGUUUUAUAAGAUGAAAAAUCCUACUAGAGAAAUGAUUAUCAGGGCUGAAUCCGCAAGGCGAACUUUGUGGAUGUUGCACAGCCAAGACAACCUUCACUGCGGCGCUCUGUCGCCCGUCUCUCUCGCAGCCAACGACAUAACGGCGCUGCUUCCUAGCAAUGAGGAGGACUUCGCCUGCGGCCGCGAGCCGCUCUCCCGCGCAGCUCUCGAAGAUACGCCCCCAGCGCGCGAGAAUCCGUCUCUGAUCCACCAACCGUCCCGGUCUCUGUUUGCGACCCUGAUGCAGGCACACUACUAUUGGGGCAAGAUUGCCCGUAGGGCAAUGGCCACCAUGAAGAGCGCCGAGCCGUGGGACCCGACGAGCGAGUACGCCAUCAUGGCGAAACAGUUGACGAACUGGGAACAGCGGCUUCCGCAAGACCACAGGUGGAGCAUGGUCCUGCUCAAGGGGCACAAGUCGGUUGGCGAAGAUUUGGCUUACCUGGGAGUCACGAUGGUUACGAAGCUCUGCAACAUCGUGGUGAGAAGAGCAUAUCUUGAUAACAUCAUCAAAACGGACGAAAAAGACCCCCGGCGCCGAAACUUCUUCGCCCGCAUGUCGGAUGAGCUUUUCCGCAACGUACGGGAACUAUACGAGCAGGUCGACGCCCAGUUCAGCGUGCGGUCCCCAGAAGAAGGAGUCGGGGCACAGAUGGCAUCAUUCUGCGUCUACAGUUGUGGCCUCUUCGCCACCUAUCUGGUCAAGUACAAGAACAUCUGCUCGGACAAGUCCAUCGUCAGACAAGCCCCCAACAUGCUUCAGCGCUGCAUGUCUAUCCUCAUCGAGUCUAAGCAGACCUGGCCCUUGGCCUCGCGCUGGCUCGAGUCACUAGAGCGUUUCUCCCGCGAUCCCAAAGCAGCUGCCUUUAGCCUUGAAGGCAGCAUGGCCGACGGCAAUGACCGCACGCUCCGCCCGUUGCAUCCGUCGUCUUCCAACUUCCCGCUCCCGCGUUCAGAGACACCCAAGUAUCAGCUCCCCGGCCCACCGGCAACGCCUUUGGACGAGAAGAAGCCGCUGCCGCCAUCACUACGGAAUAACAGCAUCAGCAGCGGCACAGCAUCCAAUAUUCUCCCUCCCCCGAGUCCAUCGCCGAGCAUACAGCACCAGCAAAACAACGCCCCAUUUCCGCUCCCGCCGCUCACGAACGUGCACCAGCAGCCACAACUUCUCCAUCAGCAGCAUCACCAGCAGCCGCACGAGCAACACCAAUUCCACCAACAGCAGCACCAGCAACUGUAUCAUCCACAAAACCAGCACCACCGCCAACAUCAGCGGCAGCAGCACCAGCAGCACCAGCAGCACCAGCACCAGCACCAGCAACACCCGCAACAGGCUCCAACACCCCAACCUCAAAUGCAACAGAUACCCCCCGAGAUGCAAACACACUUCUCUCCACCCCUGUACUCCCAGGCCCCCCCGCCGUACAGCCCGAACAACGGCAUGGGCAUGCUCGUGCAGGCCGCCGCUUUCGACACGGCGAGCCCACCCAUGAUGGGCGCCCCGUCGUCAACGAACCCGUACGACCCGACGGCCGCGGCCGCCGUGGCCGCCUUCUACAGCUCGCCGGGGGCCGCGUCCAUCGUCCUCGGCCCAGGUACCGAUGGCUUCGAAUGCGAGCUGCAGAGCUGGUUCGACGGCACAGCCCCCGUCCAGGCGACAAGCUGGACCGGCAACGGCGCCGCCGGUCUCGGGUGGUUCGGGUCUAACACGCAGUCAUAA